This is a messenger RNA of Gastrolobium bilobum, 717 nucleotides long. Its product is annotated as glucosamine 6-phosphate N-acetyltransferase. Gene Ontology annotation, cellular component: endoplasmic reticulum; endoplasmic reticulum-Golgi intermediate compartment; Golgi apparatus. Lineage: Eukaryota; Viridiplantae; Streptophyta; Magnoliopsida; Fabales; Fabaceae. Gene Ontology annotation, biological process: UDP-N-acetylglucosamine biosynthetic process. Gene Ontology annotation, molecular function: monosaccharide binding; glucosamine 6-phosphate N-acetyltransferase activity. The transcript is spliced from 2 exons. The coding region runs from base 110 to 571 and encodes 153 amino acids. The record is from RefSeq and is a predicted model, not a curated record.
CUUGGUUUUAUUUUAGGUACAAUGAAAUUCAGCUGUUUCGCAGGAACAAGCAGAGACUGAAAAUCAAACCUUAAUCACUUUGCCUAGUAUACAAGUUGCGCUGGAGAAGAUGCAAAACAGUGAGGAACAAAAGUUUAGAGUCCGGAAAUUGGAGAUCUCAGACAAGGGCAAAGGUUUUAUAGAGUUACUGCAACAACUCAGCGUUUGUGAUUCUGUCUCUGACAAGGAAUUUGAGGAUCGGUUUCAAGAGCUCAGUUCCCUUGGAGAUGACCAUGUUAUCUGCGUUAUUGAAGACGAGCUUUCUGGAAAGAUCAUUGCAAGUGGGAGUGUGUUUAUUGAGAAGAAGUUUUUAAGAAAUUGUGGCAAAGUUGGGCAUAUUGAGGACGUUGUUGUGGAUUCCAGCACCCGUGGGAAGCAAUUGGGAAAGAAAGUAAUCAACUUCCUCACAGAUCAUGCUCGUUCAAUGGGGUGCUAUAAGGUGAUUCUUGAUUGCAGCCUCGAGAACAAGCUGUUCUACGAGAAAUGUGGUUUCAAGCAGAAAGAAGUUCAGAUGGUUAUGUAUUUUAUUUGAAGACUAGUUCUUCUAGUUUCGCAAUGUAUCUUUCGGGUGCAAAUUUGUUUCUCAUAUGACUGCAAAAUAUAUAUCCCGUUGGUUUUGAAAUUUUCCUAAAUAAGGGUAUGCAUGAUCAUUUCUCGUUUUCCAACUUUUAGUCCACC